Messenger RNA from Saccostrea echinata, 1365 nucleotides. RefSeq lists its product as uncharacterized. The record is from RefSeq and is a predicted model, not a curated record. Lineage: Eukaryota; Metazoa; Mollusca; Bivalvia; Ostreida; Ostreidae. The transcript has 2 exons. The coding region runs from base 1 to 1365 and encodes 454 amino acids.
AUGGGGGACUCCACAAGAUUAAGUGUUUUGAGCAGUCUUGGGUCUCCUGGAUCUGGGAAAACUGCCUUGAUCCGCCACAUCGCUUUACAACUAGAAUCCGAGUUACUGUAUCAGAUUGUUCCAAUAUCCAAACCAGAAGACAUCCUCAACUAUGGUGACUUAAACAGACCUCAAAUAUUUGUCAUAGAUGAUGUUUUAGGUGUGUUUGAUUUAGAAAGAAAUUUGCUAUCAGAUUUAGAAAGACAUAGUGAACAAAUAGAAAAUGUCCUCGAUAAAGAAUCAAAGAGAUCAAAAUUAUUUAUGUCCUGUAGAUUGGCAGUGUACAAUGAAGCAAAGGAAUUAGAUGUAGUGUUUUUUGAAGUUGAUAAUAUCCUCAAUUUAGAUAGCAAAGAACAUCGCCUAACAACGGAGGAUCGAAAAGGUAUAUUAGAAACUCAUUUUAAAAUAGCAGGGAUUUCAUAUGCCAUUGAUUCAAUACUUCUCCAAGAAAAAGGAGUUCUCAUGUUUCCACUUCUUUGUCAAGUCUUUAGUAGUGAUAAACGCAUCAGGGAAUAUGGAAUCGAGUUCUUUAAAUAUCCAAAUAAGUGCUGGAUUUCAGAUAUAGAUAAAAUUCAAAAGCGAAAUAAACUGCAAUAUUUGUCAAUGGUUCUCUGCAUGCUGUACAACAAUGGCCUAUCUGAUAAAAUGUUAACGAACAAAAGAAUGCUGGAGAAUGUUUGCAGAUCUUGUAAAGUUGAGGGAACACCUCAAAAUUGGGAAAUAUUUGAGAAAUUGUCACACCUAAAAGGUACCUACAUUACAGAAAGCGAUAAAAAAUAUACUUUUAUUCAUGAUUCAAUAUUUGAAGUUGUUGCCUAUCACUAUGGCCAGCAGUUUCCCGACCAAAUUUUGGAGCAUAUGAGCAGCAAUUUCAUUGCAAAGAGGGUUGUUUUAAAAAACACGAAGACAGGAAAUGACAUUUGCAUCACAUUGAACAAAUCUUAUUAUGAGCAUCUAGCAAAAAGAUUAUAUGCUGAUGUAAAGAGAGGGAAGUUACAUGAUGUGUUUCUAAACAAAGCACUAAGGGAUUUUGAUUUUAAACAGCAGUUCCUGAAUUUAUUGACAAAAGCGCCAUACGAGGAUGUCAAAACCUCUUUCUUACUACCAAGAGAAGAAUGUUUCAAAAGCAUUAUUCUUGACUCAAAAAUCCAAAGCAAAAAAGGAGACCAAGACACAAUAGGACAGAGAGAGCUUGACAGGCAGAAUCUUCUACUCGAUCUUAAAUGUAUUGGCCGAAAGAAAAUUUAUGGAAUACGCGCUAUCAGUUUUAUAAUUUAUUACGGUCACUUCGAUUUGCUAAAAUUUUUUUAUAGAUUUGGUGGGUAG